AUGUCCGGAUCUAUUACUGCUCCCGCCAUCAUCGUUGUAGGUGCCAGUGGGAAUCUUGGGCCUUUCAUGGUUCAAGCAUUAUUGGAACAAAAGGCCAGAUUUUCACGCAUAGCCAUUCUUUCCGCGCCAGAAAAGAAGGACAAGUUUGAUACCGCUGCCAAAGAUGGGAUCGAUAUCAUCCUGGGAAGCUACAAAGAUGCAAAGUCUUACGAAGAAUUUGAUGUCGCGAUAUCCCUUGCUGGGAAUUCGAUUAUGGCUGACCAGCCGCAAAUGAUUGAUGCCGCUAUUCGAGCGGGUGUCACUCAUUUCUACCCAUCCGAAUUUGGAGUUGAUAUUAUGCAGCCCGCUUUUCUUCAAGAGCGCUAUUUCCGAGACAAACAUCUGACUCGUGAGCAUUUGAGAAAACGCGCAGGUGAGGUCUCUGGAUUUAUCUUCACCGAGAUGAUCAUCGGAGCUUUUUUGGAGACGUUCAUAUUGUCAGAUGUCUUUGGACUGGACAGGCCUGGUCGAAAACUCACAUACUAUGGAAACCUUGACGAUGUCAAGUCUUUUUCCUCCAUGGCAGAUACCGCGAAGUAUACCGUUGAUUCUAUCUUUCUGCCUUUUGAAUCUGGAACAACAGAGCGAACGAUAAAAGUCCCAAAUGGAAACUAUACGAUUCGCGAAAUUGUCGAAGUUCUAAAUGAUAUUGAUGGUACUCAAUACGAGACGCGCGUUUUUCCUGUAAGUGAUGCGAGGAAAGAGCAAGAAUUAGCUCGUCUUGCCAAGUCCAAUGACCUUGAACUGGCAUUUUCCUUAAAGGCACUGUUUUCAAGUCCCUAUGCUGUUGUCCCCAAACCAUGGCAGAACGACAUGUUCCCAUUCAAGCCAAAAGGUUUGGUUGAAAUGAUCCAAGAUUGUAUUUAA
Penicillium atrosanguineum is the source of this 906-nucleotide messenger RNA. RefSeq lists its product as uncharacterized. NCBI's taxonomy places the organism in Eukaryota, Fungi, Ascomycota, Eurotiomycetes, Eurotiales, Aspergillaceae. Bases 1 to 906 code for a protein of 301 amino acids. The record is from RefSeq and is a predicted model, not a curated record. The transcript has 3 exons.